Molecule: messenger RNA, 11256 nt
Organism: Cyprinodon tularosa
Lineage: Eukaryota; Metazoa; Chordata; Actinopteri; Cyprinodontiformes; Cyprinodontidae
Gene: mtcl2
Product: suppressor of glucose, autophagy associated 1
Exons: 24
Coding region: 302-5953 (1883 amino acids)
Biological process (GO): regulation of autophagy
Source: RefSeq, a predicted model, not a curated record
ACUGCUUCCUUCUCAGACAGAGCAGGUUAGUGGGAUCUAUCCAUGCAAGGAAACCCUAAAGAAAGGAGAGGACAACAGAAUCUACUUCAUAACCUGGAUUUUGGUUUGCAUUUUUUUUUUUUUUAGUUUUUGGACUCAUCCUGAUCCGCUUCUUCCUGCUGAUCGGCAUUAUCUCUCAUUAUUGCAAAGGACUCAUCUCCUUUUGUUUCGCGCUGCGGUUUUGUCCAACUUCUGCCUCCCUCUUUCAGCGCAGAGGAGGCGCUUCAUUUCUGCGUUUUUUGUGUCGUCCUAAACGGAAUGAAUGACCAAAACAAAGGAGGUUGAUGUCCAUAAUUCUCCGACUCACCUCGCCUUCGCCUCGCCCAAGGAACGGAGACUCCAUCUCCGGCAGAAGAUGGAAAGCGGCGGGACGGAGGCGCAGCAGCAGCAGCAGCAGCAGUCACCCCGGGCUGAAGCGGCUGCGCUCCCCGCGGCGCAGCGCGCUCACACCGGCGACAAGAAGAAGGUAAACCGGGCACCCUCUCCGGCGAGACCGAAGGAUGUACCCGGAUGGUCGCUAACGAAGAUCCGCGGAGGGAUCGGGUCCGCCUCGCUGAGCGUCAAACCCGGAGCCAUCCAUCUGGGCAGCCGCGUUUCCAGGCGGAGUCCCGUGGGUAGCCUCACUGGGAAGGACGGCAAAGCCGAGAGGGGGGGCGGUAAGCCGGCAGGAAAAUCCUCCCCGCUCUCCAAGACUUCGGCUUUCAAAGCGGCGAAAAGCGGCAGCGGUCGGAGGAAAGUGUCGGACGCCAGCACGGGAUCCGAAGACCUCUCCAAAGACUCCGGCUGCGCCGCAGGGAAGCUGUCCCCCACAGACAGCAGCUCCGAGCUUUCCGACUGCGCGUCCGAGGAAAACAAACUGUCCGCGGAUGCUGCGAGCAGCGACGCGGAGUCCAGGAGCAGCAGAGGUCCAGAAGGAGAGCAGCCGCUCAGGGACAGAGCCGCUCAGAGCAGCUGCUCCAGAGACGACAAGGACCGACUGUGUCUGAGCAUGGAGGCCGGGGAGGAGAGCAUCUCACCCGGCGAGGAGAGGUCGGUCACCUCGAUGGACAGCAGGGUUCCUGCCAGCACAUCCCUGGCUUUCUCAGACCUCACAGAGUUCACUGAUGGCAUGCAUGAGGAAUACCUCAGGGAAAUAGAAGAGCUCAGAUCUGAAAACGAUUACCUCAAAGAUGAGAUGGAGGAGUUGAGGUCUGAGAUGCUGGAAAUGAGGGACAUGUACAUGGAGGACGAUGUCUACCAGCUGCAGGAACUGCGCCAACAGCUGGAGCAGGCAAAUAAAACCUGCCGUAUCCUGCAGUACCGCUUGAGGAAGGCAGAGCGGCGCUCUCUCCGCGUGGCUCAGACGGGGCAGGUGGAUGGAGAGCUGAUUAGGACGCUGGAGCAGGAUGUGAAGGUGGCAAAGGACGUCUCCAUUCGUAUCCAUAGCCAGCUAGACAGCGUGGAGAAGAAAAGGGGGCGUCUGGAGCAGGAGAACGAAGAGCUAAGAGUCCGGCUGCAGGACCUGGAGGUCGCUAAACAGGUCCUGCAGCAGGAGAUGGACAAGAACUCCCAGAAGAAAAGAGCAGUACGAACCAGCAACAAACUGGACAAGAAGCCUGCUCCCCAGGAGGACAAUUCAGACCUGAAGUGUCAGCUCCACUUUGCCAAAGAGGAGUCAGCCCUGAUGUGCAAAAAGCUGACCAAGUUGGUGAAGGACAGCGAGGCCAUGAAGGAGGAGCUGGCCAAGUACAGAUCGCUAUAUGGAGACAUCAACACCUCACUCACUGUGGAGGAGGUUGCUGACUCUCCGCACACUCGAGAAGCUGAGGUCAGAGUUCAUCUAAAGCUAGUGGAGGAGGAGGCCAACCUGCUGAGUCGACGCAUCGUGGAGCUGGAGGUCGAGAACAGGGGCCUCCGAGCAGAGAUGGACGAAAUGAAGGGCAGUCAAGACGGCGCUCAAGAGCUUUCUGGUGUUGGUGGUGGUCAGGGGGGAGGGCUUUGUCUAACAGGAGGGGCCGUGGUGCUUGGUGGAGGCGCCUCAUCUGAAAACGUUAUGGAGCUCCAGAGGCACCUCCAGUUUGUGGAGGAGGAAGCUGAGCUGCUGAGACGAUCUCUGAUUGAGAUGGAGGAACAGAACAAACUCCUGAUGAAUGAGAUAAAUCGCUAUAAAUCUGAGCUCCCACCUGCAACCUCCACCCUAUCCUCCGAGUCCCUGAUGUCUCUGACCGACGGCCUGCUGAAUGACUCGGUGCAGGACGGGGCUGUGCUCAUCAGCACCGACACUCCGACCCCCGAAGAGGAGCUGAAGCUGGCGAGGCUUCAGAUCGGAGAGAUGAGCGGCAAAAUGAAGAAACUGCAGUAUGAGAACCGCGUACUGCUGUCCAACCUGCAGCGCUGCGAUCUCGCCUCUUAUCACGCUCCUUCCUCCUCAUCCUCCUCAUUAAGACUGGCUUUAGAAACAGAUGCAGAAGCAGGAGACUCAGCCGAGUGUCUCCCUCUCAGCCCACCCCAUCGCAAAGAGCCAGUAGGAGGAGAGAACGAUGCCAUUGAGAUGGAUGAAGAGAAAAAGAAGAUUGAGGACAACGCUGAUGCAACGACCUCGCUCUCUGGGUGCCUGGGGCAGAAGGACCGCGAUGCCUUGUUGGCCAUGAGGGAUCAGGCUCGUUUGGUUUCCACUGCUAUACAGCUGCUGACCUCCCCCGAGUCCAGCUGCCUGCCCUCCUCCUCUCCUUCCUUGUAUCACAAGGUCUGCAGCAAUGAGGCAGCAGAGCCGUGUGACCUGGAGAAACCUCAGCCUCACUGCCAGAUCUCAGAGCUGUCUGAUUUGGCAGACCGCCCUCUGGUUGGUGCUCUAACCAGCAGGCUUCAAGCUCUGCACACCCAGCUGCAGGCCUUUGUUGAGCAGGUAGACAGUCUGGCUAAACCUCCCCUAGGGGGAAGGGAUGGUCAGGUGGAAGGAGCAUCCCCCCCAGCAUCACCUUGCACCUCCUUACCCUGCUCAGGAGAUAACGAGGAAAACCAACCGGAGGAAAAGCAGCCUGAUUGUAGGGACCAAUCAGAUCCAGACGAGAAAGAUGAAACUAACGAGAUCAGCCAAACUGUCAGCAACCAGACAGAAAAUCAGGAAGCCAGCCAGACGGAACAGGAGGAGAAGGAGAUGGAUCAUCCUACGCCUGCACAGGUCUCUGACCUCGGGGAGCAGAUGUCCCUAGAAAAGGAGUCAGCUGGAGAAGCCCAGGAGGAGCUGCACAAAGAGAGACAGAACCACAGAGAAGUCAGUCUCAGACUUUCACAGCUCCAGGAGGAGCACCAGAAGGCUCUGCUCCGACGGGACUUCCAGCUUCAGAGCCUGGGCCUCCAGGCUCGGCUUCAGCAGAAGCUGUGGAGUCAGGAGAGGAAUCUGCUGGUUCAGGAGUCCCAGCACCUGAAACAGGCCCUGCUGCUGCUCAGCCUGAAACUCCGCUGCUUCCUCAAACAGUGGAGGCUGGGCUGCCAGAAGGAUGCAGAGGGGAAAGAUGUUUUGGAGAUGAACAGUCUGAAGGAGUUGUAUCUGCUGCUGGAGGAGGAGAGCCUGCCAAGCCCCACGAAUGCAGCAGAUAAGAGAGCCUCUGCAGACGAGCAGCCGCUCAGCCCCACAAUAAAGUCGAGUGCAGUGAGCAACACUUUGGCAGACCUAAAGGUUGCUCUGCAGGACCUGAGUGCAGAGUUGAGACAAGAGAGACAAGGCUCCCAGGAACUCACUCAGCAGUUUGCAAAGGCCAAAGCGUCGUGGGAGGUGGAGAGGACCGAACUAAAGAGCCUCAUCACGCAGUUUGAGACAAAAAUGGGCAAAACAACAGCAGCCAUGACAGCAGCUGAAACCCUGGACCCUCUGGACCUGAAGGCGGCUCUUAAAAAGGAACGUGAGGAACACCAGCACCUCCUCGCCGAGUCGUACGCAGCCGUGAUGGACUUAACCAAACAGCUUCAGAUCGGAGAAAGGAACUGGAGCAGAGAGAAGCUGCAGCUGCUGGAGAGGUUCAGCCAGGAGAGAGCUCAGUGGGAACAGAGACUGAGAGAGGCUAGCAUGCAGCAGGAGAAGAUGAAGCCUCCAGGUGAAGAAGUCACAGUGGACACAGCUGUUGUUAAUGGAUCAGCAUCACCGAGGGUCAAAUCAACAGUGGAGGAUUCAGAGGUUAAUAAAUCCACCUGUGAGAAGGACAAAGAGCUGUUUGGUUCAUUGCCUCUUUUUACUCGAGCCGAGUUAGGUGACAUAAGCUUGAAGAACUGGACCAGCUUAACCAAUGAGACCCCAGAGGUUUCUGAUACUUGUAAAACCUGGGACGGUCCCAGCGGCUCCUCCAGCAGCUUCACAGCCUCCGACAUGGAUCUGGAUUUUGUGCGGAGGAGCUGCACUGCUCCGGACCGGACCGGCAUCCGUAUCUACUACAGCCCUCCUGCUGUGCGGCGUAUUGAGCACCGGAGGAGACACCAGGAGUCUUUAGAUGCGGAUCACUCAGGCAUUGGGAGCUCCUCUCUGAAACACACUGACAUGGAUGACGGCGUAGCUUCACUCAGUGCUCUUGAUGCUCAGCAGCAGCAGCCUGCCGUGUGUUUUACAUCUUCUUACGAGCAGUGGCUCAGUUCGCUGUCCAAACAGCACCGGGAGCUGCUGGAGAGCAGGAGCAGCAGCAUUUCCACCUCCAUGCCGAGUGUGUUCAGCAGCAGUGUCAGCAGUGGGGCGGUUAACAGAGCGGUCGAUGGGAGGACUUCCUCUUCUCCCUUCCAGGACCUGGAGAUCGGAGACAUUGCCGCCAACUUAAGCGACGACAUGAAGGAAAUGACUAACUGUGUCCGCCAAGCUAUUCGCUCUUCUUCUCUGGAGAGGAAAUCCAGCAAGGAGCCUGUUAGUCAGCCUGUUGGAGUAUGCAGCAAGUCUACCCAGACUGUCGCUCAGAGCAUCAGCAUCGGGCUGCAGACAGAGAGCCUGGCCAGCAGCAGGGGGGCCGGGCUGCACACCAAAGCCUGGUCCCCUCGUCCGUCAUCAACAACAACCUCCUCUCUGGCGUCGGUCCGAACUCGGCAGAUCUCAACAUCACUGGAUAAGGUGCACAGCCGUAUCGAGAGGCCUUGCUGCUCCCCUAAAUAUGGAUCACCUAAACUCCAACGAAGAGGAUCUUCUGGUUCCACUUCCAGACUGGAUGGGGCUUCCUCCAGCAGGGACCGCAGCAUGUGGAGCCUACAUCAGAGGCCCAUCGGUGGGGGCGGCGGCUCUGCUUGGGCUCGCUCCACCACCACGAGGGACAGCCCCGUCCUUAACGGCCUUACCGACGGCCUCUCCAGCCUUUUUAGCGUGGUGGAGCAAUCUGGAAGCACAGAGUCGCUCUGGAGGAGUGAAAUAGGACCAAGCCAGACCACCAGUCCCGCUCGGCAGCCUCCCGCCGCAGGAAAACCCUCCGGCGCUGUGGUUUGUGGAUCUGACUCCAGCUCUCAGCGCUAUGGAGGGCUGGUGCAGGAGUUCUUCAGGAACGUCUGCAGCAGGCCCAGCCCAGGCGGGGUCCACCUCCCUGCGGAGAGACUCCAAAGGGACUCGCUCGCUGUCCUGGGAGGAGUGGGCAUCAUGGGGAGUUUGAGCAGCUUGGAUGAACCCACGGUCGGAGGGGCUGCUGCGUUGGCUGGAUUGAGUGGAGGCAGCGACAGCGUGACCAGGAUUGUUAACAAGAGGUUUAUGAGGCAGACGACCGGUGAGGAGAUGAUCAGCAUCCUGGGAGGAGGAAAGGAAGCAGCCAGCAACAGCAUAGCUGCAGCACCAGGAGUAGAGGAUGCACCCUGUGAUUGUGCUGCUCCGUCCUCCUGCGUCGUCCGAUCAUCCAGAGCAGCCUCCCGCCACUGCAAGCACCGGCUGCAGGAGUCUCCGGCCGGAGCAGAGGAGAAGGGAGACGCCUGCAACGAGUGAUGAAAACACGCAGCACAUAUGGAGGAAAUUCGCUUCUUCACCAACACUACUGCCAUGGAAACGCUUUCCCUCACCUUCCAGAGCACCGAACGCACACAAAACCCCUAGAACCUGCCACACAGGGCCCACUGCCAAACCCUAACACAGCGACAGCACAGACUGCCUCAUUGAGCUACUGCCAUCUUAACAAAACCAUGAGCAGAACCCAGGCAACAGCGCUCCAUUUUCUAGACGAGCAACCGAUGCCAAGGACACACCCAGCACCCCAAACCUACCAGCAGGACUGAAACCACAUAUAUCCUCUCUCUCUUCUAACAACAAUCAGCAGCUUACAGUAAAUAAUGAUGUCAAUCUGCAAAACACAACCUCCGUAUCUCAGAUUAAAGGGUACUUCGAUCAGUCUGCUACAUUUCACAUCAUACAUUCACCCUGACAUGAUUUAAUACUCCUGCUCUGAUGUUUAGGUGUAACUUUGGGGAAUAUGAAGCAAAGACUGACAGACUAGAGCUGAAAAAUUUGAUAUUUUUCAUUGAAUUAUCCAGUCAAGAUCAUUUCACAGCGAAUGGAUUUGUUCCUCAAAUUGGUUUGUUUUACACAAUUAACCUCACAAAUCUAAAAGAAAUGCCAGAUAUUAACGAGACACUGCAGAGUUCUGUGCAAUGUGUCUUCAUAGGGUGUAAUAUGCUAAAAUAUUUUGAUUUAAUCAGUCAAAUGAAGGAUGUUGGAGCCUAAUGACAACUUCUUUGUGGAUGACACUGGAGAGUAAAUCUAUCGGAAGGCUUGUUUGUCUGGAGCAGUAAGCCCUCAUUCUAACUAACCAGGGGAGACAAAUCAGGCAAGACGGAUGAAAUUAAAGCCAUGACUUUGACCUUCGAUAGCAAGCACUGGGAACCGUUCCUCUCUAUGUUAAGUUAGACUGGGAUCCCUUUUGUUAAGCUAAUGGGACGUUUCUUUUUGUAAUAUUAAUUUAUAAUGUUGGGAUUUGUUUUUUCUGGGCCUAGCCGAGACAGUUUUGUUGGAAGCACAACUAAGACAUGAGAUGCAUUCCAUUUGUUACCAAUAAAAGUAAAACAUCCUUUAGGAUCAGAAGCACCCAGCUGGAAAAAACACUGCUUUGCAAAAGUAUUCAUAACCGAUGAACCACUUGAAUACGCUUCAAUCUAAAUCUAUCCAGUGUAGCUCUGUCUGCAUGUUCUCCCUUUGUAAGGUGAGCUUCUGUCUCAAGUGCAGUGCAUUAUCUAACAGGUUUUCUUCCAGGAUUUACCUUAAUUUAAAAAAAAAAGACUCCUCAGCAUACUGCUGCCACCACCAUGUUUGGAAGGGAAUUAUGUUUAUUUAUUCACUAAUAUUCUCUAACAAACCCCUGAGACAACACAGUCCAGCUGUAAGUUUGGACUUUAUAUAAUUAGAUUUCAAUCAGAAGUUUUCUGACAGCAUUUGACAGCUGGGUUUGAUUACUUUUAGAGUAAAAGUGGAUAAAUAUGUACAGCACACAUGCCAUACUUUUUACAGUUUAUACAUUUAUGAUGUUUCGUCCACAUCUGAAUUACAGACUUUUUAAUUUAUACGCACUGAAGUUAUGAAUGAAGAAGUUCAUUUAUUAUGAAUGCUGUUCUAGAAGCUGGGCAGUGUGGUUUUCUUACCUAGGUUAUGCCCAAUUAGGGUAUAUGUUCUGUUUUCAACUUUUUAUUUUGUACGUGCAUUCAAAAUAAAACUGAAGUCACUCAACAUAAGUAGCAACUGGCCUUCUUAUGACUAAAGUCUGUUAAAACAUCUUCAAUUGGACUUAAAAAAUAAGAAAACACAGCUGCCUUAAGCACCUUUAGACAUAUAAGAAAUAUAGCUUAGACAUUUAUUUUUCAAAAUAAAAGUCAUGACCUUAUUUUAUUCAAAUGUAUUCAAACUGGAACUUUUAGAGGACUAAAAAUAGAUUUUACAUACAUCCCAUAAUUGUCUAUAUUGAAGGCUAAACGUUCUAUAAACUGGACUAUGGAGGCAGCUGUACAUAAAGGGCAACAUAAAUCAAGAACAAUACAACUAUAACUGCCGACCGGAUAGGACCUGAAAUGUAAUUGAGGAGAAAUAGGAGAACAAAAAAUUAAUUGUGGAUUUUUUUACUCAUCCUUUCUCUCCAUUACUGUGGUGUUUCCCUGUCUUUUUUCUCCAAUCAGCUGAUCAAAGUGCCUGUCGGAUUGUCUGGCUAAUAAACUAAAACUGGACUUUUAGAAAAACCCAAACCAGGCAGUCUUCUUCUAUUAAGCAAGAUGGUUUUCUUCAAAAUGUACUGUAUUACAGUAGUGACAAAAAAGUUAUCAAAUGUUGGUAGACGUGGCUGCAUCAUAUGUCAUUCCUUUUUUUUCUCCACAUGACCAAUUAUCCCUAUUUAUAUUUCUACAAACCCAAUUGUUUCCCUUUGUAAUCACAGUUUGCCGAUCUAUCAUUAUGUCUCUGUUUAUUCAUCAUGGUGCUACUUGAUGUACAGUCGUUUGUGGGCUUGUUGUCCUUCAACGAAGAAUCUACCCACCAUGUGCUCACAGUUCAAUGACUCAGCAGGUUUAAAAGUAGGGCAUUACAGAAACAGUACAUGUACUUAAAUAACAUGCUGAAGAAAACCCACAGUCUGUGUGCUGCUGUCUGUUUUAGGCCUCAUUUUGGGUAGAAAAGAGACAGCGUUAUACCAGCUGCUCCUUCACGAGCUACUGACCUGAAUAUAACACCAUUAGACUGUCUGACUUUUAGCCACAAUUAUGGGGCUUUAUUUGACAUAUUUAAGCGGUUUACUGGUUAGGUCAUUUUUCAGGGUUUUUCCCAAAGAAAGUUCAUUCAAUGUUCCUUUUCAUAUUUCAAUUGCAAACCUUUACAAAAUGGUUUGUAUUACACAAGACUUAUAAUGUUAAGCUAAAUUAUAAAUCAUAUGAUCUAUUUAUAUUCGAAGAAAGUAAAUAAUAUAUGAAUCUUAGGUGUUUCUAAGUUCAAUUAAGGAUCUCAAAAUAGAUGGUUUAGCUUUCACCUUUACAUCUUCACAUGUUCAUUUAGCAAAGUCAGUAUUAUCACCAAUCCUACUUUCAAUUUACCAGUUCAUUUUAAAAGUACAUUCAUUUAAAUCUAUUUGAAAAUAUUACAUUAAAAAAUCUGCGCGCUGUUUCUUCUUUACAGAUUUUGAUUAAAGUUUAACAUUUGUCUGGCACCAAAAAUAAACUCAAAGGGCUUUCUGUAAUUAACGAUUUACUUUUAAUGCAAAUUUACCCUAAUUUGUUCAUUUUAGCCACAUUUCCUUCUGUUAAAGGGUUUCUAAAAAUGAUCAUUUUUUUAUUUGGCUAACUGUUAGCAUAAUCCAUUAGCUAGUAGCUUAUAGCAAAACAUUUAGCGCUGUGUUAAGUUUUGUUUUCUCAGAUCUUAAUUAAAACAUAGGUCAAAAAUAAUAUAGAAAUUAUUAAAUAUAAAAACAUUAUAAACCCUCAUCUUUAGUAAAUCGGCAUUUUGUGGCCUUAUUUUGAAUUUUGACCCUAUACAAUACAGUUAGCAUGCUAAUGAGAAAGCCACAGCUAAUGGGAUGUUAGACCUAAAUGAGUAGGUUUCACAUCCACAGUCAUUAACAGUUCUGAAAAAAAUAUCUGCAUGCUGUUAAAAGCCUGAUAAGCUGUUGAAAGUGCACAAAGCUUAUAAAUCGCAAGGUUUCAUUCACCAGACUUCAAAUAAUCACACUAUUUAGUAUUAUGUUUUUAAUACAUUUAAGGUUUCCAAACUAAUCUUAAAAUAAGAACUUGUCUUCUUCUUUCUUACUAUUACUUUUGCUACGAAAACACAAAGCUUUUAAAACAGAACAGGAUUUUGCUAAAAACAAAUAAAGCCAGCUUGAUACACAGGAAACCAACAAACAGUCCACUUUGGCAGGGAUUUAGAUUUUUUUUUUGGUUUGUUGAUGUUUCAUUCUAAAUAUAAAGUGAUUUUAAGUUUUUUUUUAAACUGUGAUUUUUUUAAUAUUUAUGAUUCUCUGCAUAAAAGUACAGGUUUUUGUUCUACCUCUUAGACUGUACAGUAAACAAGAAAACGAAAAACAUAUUCAGAUACCAGAAAUGUCUUUUACUGUAGUUGAACCUGUGCAGAUUCUGCAUAACCAGAUAUUGUUUUUUAAUGCUAUUCAGUCAUUCUAUUCACAAGAAGGUCACUUUAGUGCCUUGCUUCUACGAAUGUGUCUUGUUUUACUUAUUUAAACCUUUCUCUUUAUGUGCAUGUAUUUGACUCUAAAAAGGCACAACUCCUUGGUUCAAAAAUCCAGACUAAAUAAUCUGUAUUUUACCUUUCUUACGGUCUUAAUGAGGGAUUUUCUAGACUCAAGCUGAAGUGCACACUUUGAUAUUAAUAUUUUGGGUGACCAGACUUAAAAUUGGAUGUUAAUCUAAAUUAUGAUACAAUUUGGAUGAAUGUCUUUACACUGAUUGAUUUUAUUUUUAGAUGAAAAAAGUUGAAUGAUAUUCAUAGUUGGUGUCAUUCUUUUAAAGAAUUAAACAAAAUUGCUUAACAUGUAAUUUUUUAAUCAGUCACAAAUGACAGUUUGGAAUGGAUAAUAAUUUUUUUGUUAAAACGCUGGAGGAUGUGACUUGGUAGUGGUGGAAAACCCCUAAUCUAUCCCUAAAUGACAUUUAUUCCCUAACUAUCACAUAUUUUAAGUCACACGACGCCAGCCAAUGGCUUCCCUUUAGGCUUUGGAGCAUCAACCAUUACUCUUGGACCCAAACAGAAAUAUUUCCCUCUUUUUGUGAUGCUUCCACACCAUUAAUUAGAUCAUUACAUGCUGGGAUUAUGUAAAUGAAUUAGCUGUUUAUAAUGGUAGCUAAACUAUUAACCAGAGACGGCCUGUACAUUUGCUUUAUUAACAUACUGUUAUGUCUUUUUUUUAACAGUAACUGAUUUAAGAGGAGAAUGCAAUGAAAGCUAAUUUAAACAACUAGACCCUUCCCCCCCGUGUAAAAGAAAGAAAUUGUCCUUUUGUUUCUUUGAGAAAAGCUGAAUGUCAACAGCUGAUCUUUACAAGAUCGCUGUGGCAAUAUGUAGCGCUCUCUGAUUUUAGAUUGCACUUGAGCAUUUUCUCUGUAUAUAGUUGCAUUUUCAAGAUAUUUGAAAAAAAGAAACGAUAGAAAACAUUAAUGGAUGUAAGAAGAAGACGUCCAAAAUUGAUUUUUUUUUUUAAAGCAGCUGGGUAUGUUUGUUUUUCCAGGCCAUGGUAGCUUGUAAAAUAAGAUGAAACUGCCUCCUGUUUGUCAUAGAAAUCACAAAUAAACGUGUCAUGGAUUUUGAUGUUC